This is a messenger RNA of Clonostachys byssicola, 1590 nucleotides long. The record is from the annotation of a GenBank genome assembly. NCBI's taxonomy places the organism in Eukaryota, Fungi, Ascomycota, Sordariomycetes, Hypocreales, Bionectriaceae.
AUGACCUCGUACACCAAAAUUGGCGACGACGAGCGCCCUUCCAUCUCGAUCGACCCCAGUCUGACCAUUGCCAAGAUCGAAGACAAUGUCUACGGUGGCUUCACAGAGCACAUGGGCAGGUGCAUCUACGGCGGUCUCUACGACCCCGGCAACCCCCUCUCGGACGAGCACGGCUUCCGCAAGGAUGUCAUUGAGGCCAUGAAGGAGCUCCGCGUCCCGGUCGUUCGCUAUCCCGGCGGCAACUUCUGCGCGACGUAUCACUGGAUCGACGGUGUUGGGCCCCGGGAGAAUCGCCCUGGCAGACCUGAACUUGCCUGGAUUGGCACGGAGUCGAAUGCCAUUGGCACAGAUGAAUUCCUCAAGUGGUGUGAGAUCGUUGGCACCGAGCCUUAUCUCUGCCUAAACUUUGGUACAGGUAAGUGCAGGCUUGUGAUCCAGCGGAGUGGCCAACCAAGGAUGCUACUCUGUUGGUCCGUCGGGAGUUCAAGCUCGGGACUUGCUAACUUUUGCUACGUAUUUAGGUACUUUGGACGAAGAACGACAUGUGUUGACAAACAGAUGUGUGAUAGCCCUCGGCUGGCUCGAGUCAAGUACUGGGCUCUCGGCAACGAAGUCUGGGGCCCGUGGCAGGUCGAGCAGAUGACCAAGGAGGACUACGCAAAGAAGGCCUACCAGUGGGCCAAAGCCCUCAAGCUGCUCGACCCCUCCAUCGAGCUCAUCCUCUGCGGUGAGACGGGCCACAGCACUUGGGACGCCUACGUUCUCAAGGAGUGCGUGCGGUUCGACCUACACGGCCUCGGCGGGAGCACGACGGCGAGCCUGAUUGACAUGCACAGCAUUCACAUCUACACCGCCAGCUCCGAGCAUCUGAAGAAUGUCACAGCUCCGAGGUCCGCUGAACGAGCUAUCCAGAUCAGUGCCAGCCUGAUUGACCUGGCUCGUAUUGAGAAUAACGUGCCGCCUACCGUUCGCAAGCAGAAGAUUUGCUUCGACGAGUGGAAUGUUUGGGAUCCAGUCCGUGCUCCGGGCGAGGAGGGAGCUGAAGAGAAGUAUAACCUCUCGGACGCCUUAGCCGUAGCCGUCUGGCUCAAUGUCUUCAUCCGCCAGGCCGAGUACGUGGGCAUGGCCAACAUCGCACAGUCUGUCAAUGUCAUCUCCCCUCUCAUGACCACACCCGAGGGUCUAGUCAAGCAGACGACGUGGUGGCCGCUUCUCCUCUACAGCAAGUACAUGCGCGGCUCUUCCGUGGCGGUUGGCCUGCGCGCUGGCGAGUACACGGGCGACACGCACCCAGCCUGGCUCCGAAGCGCCGUCAACACGCCCUGGCUGGAUGUGAGUGCAGCGCUUAGCGACGACGGGUGGAUCAGCCUGGCGGUGGUCAACAUCCAUGAGGAGAAGGACUUUGAGACAGAGAUCCGCGGUGCCGUCUCAGAGGUCGAGGUGCAUAGCGUGGGCGGCAGCGCGCUAGAUGUUGUCAACACAGCCGAGAAGCAGGAGGUGGGCAUCACGGAGUCAAAGUGGGAUGGCAAGGGCGCCUUCACUUUCCCGAAGCGCUCUCUGACCAUCCUGCGAUGGAAGGCCCAGAACUAA